Molecule: messenger RNA, 942 nt
Organism: Dreissena polymorpha
Lineage: Eukaryota; Metazoa; Mollusca; Bivalvia; Myida; Dreissenidae
Product: probable G-protein coupled receptor B0563.6
Exons: 1
Coding region: 1-942 (313 amino acids)
Biological process (GO): G protein-coupled receptor signaling pathway
Cellular component (GO): plasma membrane
Molecular function (GO): G protein-coupled peptide receptor activity
Source: RefSeq, a predicted model, not a curated record
AUGACGACUUUUCCCCCUAACCUGACCACGGCCGUGCAUGACGUUAACUCAACUUACGUCAAUGAAACGUCUCUUAAUGCGACGGCUGCGCCACUGGGAGUAACCGGAAGUAGAAUUGGGGGAGGCGGUGCCGCAACUUUCUAUUUCCCUUGGAAUAAUCCCACAAACGUAAUGACCCAAGGAACUUCUGAAAAUAUAACAACAGCUCUGCAAUGUUACGUCUUUCCGAUUCUGACCUUGUCAGGUGUGACGGGAAACAUCAUGAGUUUGAUAGUCUUGUUUCAGCGUAAGUUACGAGACUCAACGACGACCGUUGUACUUAUCGGCCUCUCGUUUUCGGACAUGGUUUUCCUAGUGACAAACUACGUGCGCAAGUCCACUUGCAUCAUAGAUCGUUAUGACAAAAUGGCCGGCGACACUCUUACGGCGACCACGUUCUACUACAUGUUCUACUUGAAGACGGCAUUCAGUCGCGUCUCCACCAUCCUGAUCGUUGUCAUAUCCGCCGAGCGCUUGAUCGCCGUUGCAUUUCCUUUCAAGGUGAAAAUGCUCGUCACAAAACCGAAGAUGAUUGCGACCGUCCUUCUGUCGUACGUGGUGACGCUGGGUGCGCUCGCCGGCCUCCCGCCGCAGUACACGUACGCCUACAUCCGCGGCAAGCCGGUCAUCUCACAGACACAGUUCGCUAAAGACAACGCGGUCGCCUUGAAAGGGUACAAUGAGUACUUCCUGCCGAUCGUCUUCAGGCACAUUCCGGUGUUCGUCGUGUUUAUUUUGAACAUCGUCAUCAUCGUCAUCCUCCGCCGCAGCGCACAGUUUCAGAAGAACGCCUCUAGUAAGGACGACAAAAGAAGGAGGAACAGAGGAAGAUCACGCGCAUGCUUGUUACGGUCGCAAUCGUGUUUUUCCUGUGCCUGUUGCCUGGAGACAUCCUUCUCAUGA